Molecule: messenger RNA, 941 nt
Organism: Glycine soja
Lineage: Eukaryota; Viridiplantae; Streptophyta; Magnoliopsida; Fabales; Fabaceae
Exons: 4
Coding region: 121-429 (102 amino acids)
Source: RefSeq, a predicted model, not a curated record
UAUAUAAAACCCCCCCUCAAAAAUAUCUUCCCCUCACGUGUACUUUUUCCGUUUGUUUUCUUUCUUCUAUUCCUUUUCUUUAUUCUCUUUGUUUUUUCCAUAACUAGCUACACGAACACAAUGCAUGAUCACAGUCUUCAAUACCCUCUUCCUUGUUUGUAUUGCCACCCUUAUAGCUAUAUUAGGAUGGUUCAAAAUCUCAUAGAGAGAUGCAUUCUCUUUCACAUGAGCCAAGACCAGUGCGUAAGGGCACUGGCAGAACAUGCAGGGAUUAAGCCACUUGUUACUGUUACAGUGUGGAAAGAGUUGCAAAAGGAGAACAAGGAGUUCUUUAGAGCAUAUUUGCAAGUUACCACUCCCAGGCCAUUAUUCAUGAAUGUUUUCAAAGGAGACCAAAUUUGGCAAGAAGGAAACACUGGAAAUGAUUAAGUGAAUAAUGGCUGAAUAAUCCUGCAAGGGAAAAGUGAGCUGGGUUACUCAGUCACCAUUUAGUUAAAGAUGGAUCAGGGAAAUAUUACUGAUGACUAAUCAUAGCCUAAGAAAUUUAUUAAUCAACCUUAUUUGGUCAGUAUCUCUCUAAGGAUUUGAGGAUGCAGAUCCUCGUUCCAAGCACAUAUAGUGGCCAAUGGUUGUAGUUCUUCAAUACUAUAGAUGCUGUUCUCGAAGCCAUUAAAGAAAUAAAUUGUACCAUACUAGUCAUUAGCUUGGUGUGUAAGGAUGCAACAUAACUGGUUGGAAUGUUUUACAAUUACUUUUUUGUAAUUUUCCAAGUUUAGUUGAGAUUUCCUUUGUGUGUGUGUGGAUGGAUCCUUAUUAAUUUCCAGCAUUUUGAUUGUAAAGGAAGCUGUCAAAGGUAUCAUUUGCAGACAUUGUAUAAAUUUGACAGCUGUAAAGUUAAUUCAAAUGAACCAAACUUAAUGAUAGAAACUUGCUUUUGCCUC